This is a messenger RNA of Suillus fuscotomentosus, 1554 nucleotides long. RefSeq names its product spinocerebellar ataxia type 10 protein domain-containing protein. Lineage: Eukaryota; Fungi; Basidiomycota; Agaricomycetes; Boletales; Suillaceae. Bases 1 to 1554 code for a protein of 517 amino acids. The transcript has 10 exons. The record is from RefSeq and is a predicted model, not a curated record. Gene Ontology annotation, cellular component: cytosol.
AUGGGCUCCGACCAAAAUUCGCUCAACGUCCGCUUUUGCGAGAUCUGUGCUGGUUUUCUCAGCAAGAACGGCAAGGACAGUGUCCCAUCUCUAACAAGGGUACUUGAUACGAUCGCUGAUGAUCUUGCAAGGAGCGGGGAGCUGAGGAUUCGUAUGGGGUCCGAAAACCCUUCGAUAUGGCUGUCCCUCCAACAGUUGUGGGAUUUCCUUGCUGGGUAUCCUUCAGCAGAUGCAGAUGUCGCAGAGUUGCGCGUCCUCAUAAUAAGCGUCGCCAGAUUUACUAGGAAUAUUGUCGCAGGCGUUGCAGUGAACCAGCAGAAUGCAUUUGGAGUCGAGCCAGCUCUUCGCCGUGUUCUGCUUUUGUACAGCUCCUGGUCUGCGUUUCAACUUACGGAUUCUUUUCCGGCUACUAGGAUGGCCGUUCAAGCACUCUCGAACAUUGUUACUACUAACGAGGAUCUCACAUCCCGCCUUUGGAGUACUUAUCUCACUCUGCCUGAGGAACGGGCUAUUCUCAUUCGCUUGCUCGGCUCCCCUGACCAUAAGACUAUCCUAUCACUUCUGGUACUUAUGGUAAAUUGCAUUCACGAUAGUACAGAGCGUCGUUCUUUACUCACGAAGUCACGCGGAGGAGCCCGAAUAUGCAUAACGCUUUUGGACCGCAUGGUCCUAUUGUACGACGCGGAGGAAUCCACCGACGGCGCAAAAGCGUUUGACUAUGGGUAUCAUUUGUUCGCCCACUUAUUUGACGGCGGCUUUGCACCAGAUCUGUACAGCUCAUUGUCUGUUGAAGGGGAGGUAAUCGCGCAGCACCAAACUACUCUUCUGAAACUCCUCGACUCAUACCUACAAUCGUCUCAAACCUGUCCUGUACACUGCGAUAUGUGCCCUAUGCUGUCGGAAAUUUUCCUCUCGCUCUCGUCAUAUUCUCAGUCAGCUAUCAAGCGAGCUAUCAAUCCCAUCAAUUUGGAGCCAAAUUUGGAUAGUUCCAUUGAACACCUGCAAGAACUUGAUUUAUUAUUGCCAAAAUCAUGCGAGGCACUCGUAUUAGCAACUCAAUGUAUCGUCAAAAUCUCAUUACUAUCCGAGGACCGACGGACUAUGGAUCCAUCCGCUGUAGAAUUACGAGCGAUCUUUCGAGAUGCCUGCUCAACUGACGAACUCUUGCGGCUUCUUGACGCGUUUCUUCCACGCAUUUACUUUGGCAAGCCCGUCUUGAAUCCUGCGACAGAUCAAAGCAUCCCAUCGUCUGUCGCAGGAGCCAAUGGAUUCUCGUAUUUGAAACGCGAUCUUGUGCGUUUAGUCGGGGUGCUUUGCCAUCGAGAUAAGACAUUCCAGGACCGCAUUAGGGUAUGCGGGGGCAUUCCUGUUAUUAUGAAUAUGUGUGUUGUGGACGAACGCAACCCGUACCUUCGGGAACAUGCUAUAUUAGCACUUCGGAACCUGUUGGACAGCAACAAGGAAAAUCAGGAUGAAGUGAACAGCAUUCAACCAUCGGGAUAUUGGGAUGAGGAGGGCACGUUGCGCGAGAAAGUCGGAGCUACGUUGAGAUAG